AUGGCGUCCCAUCAGAUCGCCAUUGCAAAGGCCUCAUUCUCGGCGGGUCUGCUACGCCCGGAUCCGACCUCUGUGCCUCGAGAUGAGAUAACCGCCUUCCAUACCUUACUCGAGCGCGUGCUGUCGCACUGUUCUACAGAAAACAUCCAGACCUGCAAAGCAUGGUUGCUUCAAUAUGUUGCUGCUUCAUCUAACCGUGUUGGGGGAUUGGCCAAGUACCUGGUAGCUCUAGCUACCUCCUUCGAACCACAGCCCGCUCAGCACACCACACCGAAGCGUCGACGACUCCACAUACUCUAUUUGCUCAAUGAUCUGUUUCACCACUGCAAGUACCACCUAGGCUCCACUGCAACCUUCUCCACGGUGAGCGGGUCCUUGCAGCCACAUAUCGUGGACCUCGUUGGCCAUGCCGCCGCCUGCGAUCGCCAGAAGUACCCCCGGCACCACCAGCGGCUAGAUGAUCUGCUUGAUAUCUGGUCCGAGCACGGAUACUUUAAUUCCGAGCUUGUUGAGAAGCUUCGGGAAGUGAUAAUUAACUCGGCCACCUUGGGCGCCCCACCAUCCACUGAUGGUGCCGGCGAAGCAGACCAAGCCAAGAAACCCGGGAAGGAUGUCCCUUUUGUCAUGCCAUCAACCCAUGGAGAUUCAUCGACGCCCUUUUAUGACCUCCCUGCGGGCAACCUCAUCCCGCACAUCAUUCCGAACUCGUCCAUUCCCCUCCGACCCGAUGGUAUCAAACCACUACACCUGCAGGCCGGACCUGCAGAUGGAACACUGGUGAAAGCUCUCAAAGGCUUUUUGUGUCAAGUGGACAAGAUCUAUGGCACGGACGACCUCAUUAAGGAUGACGGAGAUGCGGACAUCGACGAGCUAGGCCAAUCAGUCCUCCGGGAUGAAAUCACAGGAGACAUUUUGGAUGGUGAAACCUAUUAUGGAUGGUCUCGUGCAUUCUGUCAACAGAUGAAGAGGGGAGAGCCCGAGGAUUCUCGCAGUCGAAGCAGAAGUCGUAGUGGGACACGAACUAAUAUCAAGCGCCGGCGCUACAGUGACAGUCGCUCCGAGUCAAGGACACCGAGCCGCUCCCGAUCGCGAUCAGUCAGGCGUCGUCGCUUUGACUCGCGUGAAAGAAGUCGCUCACCAAGACGCUCACGCAGUCGAGAAAGCUCAUACACACCUCACGAACCGUCCCCUUCACAUUUCCCACCCCCUCACCAGCCCCAUCAACCUCAACAACCUCAACACCAUACCGCAUCUAUGAGUUCCUUCCCCCCUCCACAUAAUCCAAGUGGACAUGGUCAAUAUGCCCACCCAUCCAUGGGUCCUAAUAGCGGCUUUGUUCCCCCGCCCCCGCCGAACUACGGUGCCUGGCCUCCACCUCCCCCACACAUGUCGGCCAUGCCCUAUCCCCCACCUGGUUCCGGAGCUCCUCCCUCAGCCUUCCCUCCUCCGUUCAAUGCUCCUCCCCCACAUAUGCCACCAGGACAGGGUCAGCCUAUACCACCUGGUCAUUAUCAUUUCCCUCCACCUUAUUCGGGUGGCCAGCAUGGUGACCCACGGGGUCCUCCUCCCCAAGGUGGACGGGGUUGGCGCUGA
Messenger RNA from Penicillium arizonense, 1593 nucleotides. Its product is annotated as RNA polymerase II-binding domain-containing protein. The transcript has 2 exons. NCBI's taxonomy places the organism in Eukaryota, Fungi, Ascomycota, Eurotiomycetes, Eurotiales, Aspergillaceae. Bases 1 to 1593 code for a protein of 530 amino acids. The record is from RefSeq and is a predicted model, not a curated record. Gene Ontology annotation, cellular component: perinuclear region of cytoplasm. Gene Ontology annotation, biological process: intracellular calcium ion homeostasis.